GUGUGCCAGCUUCCACUAUCUUCUAUCUAUCUAGAACGCGAAUGGGUUUGUGGUCUAUUCAAUCUAUCAAAUCUCGUUCUUUCUUUUAUUGCUUAUAAUUACUUGUGAUCAAACGGCACAUGACGUUCUGAAGAUGGAGAGAGGUAAAAUUAGUAAAAUACUUGAUAUAUCAUGGAGAUUUGGAGUGACUACAGCAAGUAAUGAUUGCGACAAUGUUGCUAAGUCAUUUCUACAACUUAAGUUAUGUCUUGAGGAUGAUGGUAUAGUCAAGAAUGUGUUUACUGAAAUGACAAUAGGACAAUUUUACAAAUUUCUACAUGAUUUAGAAAAGGCAAAAUGUAAUAUUGAUUUGUUGCUGUAA
Atta colombica is the source of this 361-nucleotide messenger RNA. Its product is annotated as COMM domain-containing protein 7-like. NCBI's taxonomy places the organism in Eukaryota, Metazoa, Arthropoda, Insecta, Hymenoptera, Formicidae. The transcript has 2 exons. The record is from RefSeq and is a predicted model, not a curated record. The coding region runs from base 134 to 361 and encodes 75 amino acids.